Molecule: messenger RNA, 3171 nt
Organism: Electrophorus electricus (electric eel)
Lineage: Eukaryota; Metazoa; Chordata; Actinopteri; Gymnotiformes; Gymnotidae
Gene: ilk
Product: integrin-linked kinase
Biological process (GO): protein phosphorylation; integrin-mediated signaling pathway; cell-matrix adhesion
Cellular component (GO): stress fiber; focal adhesion
Molecular function (GO): protein serine/threonine kinase activity; protein binding; ATP binding
Source: RefSeq, a predicted model, not a curated record
CCACCACACGGAAAGGUUGGUCCUAGCCGCAGAACCUCCGACUUGGGUGUGGACAUCGGUAGUGUCCGUCAGACUGACCUUACCAUCACCGUUUGCUCGCUUCAGCUUAAGUUGCCAGUUCAACAGGUACCGCUGCAUCAUACCCCUCUCCCAGGGCGAUCCUGGUAGGGGACGAAGGGUUUGACCAGUCCAAGGAGAGACGGGGUGCCGUGAUGGAUGACAUCUUCACCCAGUGCAGAGAGGGCAAUGCUGUAGCCGUCCGCCUUUGGUUGGACAACACAGAGAAUGACCUAAACCAGGGAGAUGACCAUGGUUUCAGUCCACUACACUGGGCAUGUCGGGAGGGCCGCUCCAACGUGGUGGACAUGCUCAUUAUGAGAGGAGCACGCAUCAACGUGAUGAACCGCGGAGAUGACACGCCCCUGCACCUGGCCGCCAGCCACGGACACCGCGACAUUCUGGGCAAGCUGAUCCAGUGCAAAGCCGACACCAAUGCAGCUAACGAGCACGGCAACACGCCGCUCCAUUACGCCUGCUUCUGGGGCCACGACCUGGUAGCUGAGGACCUGGUCAGUAAUGGCGCUCAGGUGAGCAUCUGCAACAAAUAUGGAGAAAUGCCACUGGACAAGGCCAAGCCCCACCUGCGUGACCACCUAAAAGAAUUAGCUGAGAAGCUGGGCCAGAGUCUGACCAAAGUGCCCUUUAAGGACACCUUCUGGAAGGGCACGACCCGGACACGACCACGCAAUGGCACACUAAACAAGCACGCUGGCAUAGACUACAAGCAGCUAUCAUUUAUGGCCAAGAUCAACGAGAACCACUCAGGAGAGCUGUGGAAAGGCCGUUGGCAAGGCACGGAGAUCGUGGUGAAGGUGUUCCACAUCCGGGAUUGGACCACGAGAAAGAGCCGGGACUUUAAUGAGGAAUACCCCAAACUGAGAAUCUUCUCCCACCCAAACGUGUUGCCCAUGUUGGGGGCAUGCCAGGCACCCCCUGCUCCCCACCCUGUUAUCAUCACACACUGGAUGCCCUAUGGCUCCCUGUACAACGUGCUCCACGAGGGCACCAACUUUGUGGUGGAUCAGAUGCAGGCCGUGAAGUUUGCACUGGAUAUUGCGUGUGGUAUGGCCUUCCUGCACACACUGGAACCCAUGAUCCCACGUCACUAUCUCAACAGCAGGAGCAUUAUGAUUGAUGAAGACAUGACAGCCAGGAUAAGCAUGGCGGACGUCAAGUUCUCUUUCCAGUGCCCUGGCAGGAUGUACUCUCCAGCAUGGAUGGCCCCUGAAGCCCUGCAAAAGAAGCCUGAGGAGAUAAACAGGCGCUCUGCAGAUAUGUGGAGCUUUGCCGUUCUGCUCUGGGAACUUGUCACCAGAGAGGUGCCGUUUGCUGAUCUCUCCAACAUGGAGAUUGGCAUGAAGGUGGCACUAGAAGGUUUGCGUCCAACCAUCCCACCUGGUAUCUCGCCCCACAUCUGCAAACUUAUGAGAAUCUGCAUGAAUGAGGAUCCUGCUAAGAGGCCCAAAUUUGACAUGAUCGUGCCCAUCCUGGAGAAGAUGCAGGACAAAUAAACAGCCCUUCCAGCCCCCCCCAUCCCCACCGCCCCACCCACACCCCCACUCCCACACCUCCCCUGCUCAUCCUAAACUCCCAGCCCCACCACCACAACACGCUCCACAAAUACUAAGCUCACCAGUAUUGCCUUAAACUCGGCCUUCACCAAAGUGCUGUGUGCCGCUGUAACCUUUCAGCCAUGAGAAAGCCAUUAUACUUCAUACAUCAUUGGACAGUUUUAACCUUAUCCUCCCAACUUAUCUUGUACUGUGCUUUAUGAUUAUGCAAUUAGUGAAUGAUUCUGUGUAUGUGUGUGUGCAUGUGAGUUAGUGUGUCUGUCAGCCUGUGUUUUUGCUCAAGGUAAAGGGGUUUCGAUGCCCAAGUUAUAUCAAUGCCUGUCUACAGCCAUUAAUCAGUGUGUGCUGGUGCUGAUGAGCAUGUGACACGGUGAAUGUACUGUAGCCUCCAAAGUCCGACACCCAACCACUAGUCCGUCCAUUUCAUUGUUCGUCGUCAUCAUAUGCCUUACACGGAGCCAUAGUUCACUAGGAUCGCCUGUGCUCGUCUUGUCUGUAACUCAAACUAUUUAAAUUGUGGGGGUUUGAAAGCUUUGUGAUCUUGAAUGUUUCCUGAGCUUAAGCUGCAAAUGGACUGCUCCUGUAGUAACUGUAAAAGAGAGAAUUAUACAUGCAAUGAAUAUUAACAGUCACUGAUCAAAGCUGCCGUGCUGGCCUUUCUCUCUGCUUUUAGCGGUCAUCCAGGAUAUUAACAGCUGUGGAUGUGAAAUGGUUUUGUCCAAACCUAUGUAUGUUAGGUUUCUUGUAUGCUAAAAGACAAAAUGGAAUAGCUAAUAUGUUGUAUGCCCUAUUGUGCAACUAGUUGCCAAAUGGUGAAGUGCCCUCAGCAUCUUGUUAAACUUUUAUUAUAGAAUCACCACAUUUACAUCAGUGUUGGGGUUUCUAUGGAUUUCAGGUAGUGGUUAUUCCCCUGGAUGCGGUUGAAAGAGGCGUUUUCUUGCUGCAAAUGUCCCAUUGGAGGAGAUGAACUUGUGCUCUGUAACUCUGCUAUAGAAGUAUGGUUUAUGCCCUGCUAACAGCUACUUCUUACUGUUCCACUAACAUGCUCAUGUCCCCUAAUGUACACUGGCUGUGGUAUGUGCUAAAAUGUAAUGUCCUAAGCCGUUGUAUACUGUAUACGUGUAUGUUUUGAACAUGGUGGGGGGAGGGAAUGCGACAACCCAUGAAUGCUCUACUAUAGCCUUUUGCUAACACUGCAUCUAUAAACUAUGCUUUCCUUGCUUUUACUGGAGUCUGUUGCCAGCUUGUCAAUCUGUAAUAAGAGCCAGAGAGAAGAAAAUAUAAUGUUCCAAACAAUGAUUUUAAAUGCAUUGCAAUUUUUUAAAUUGAACUCUCUAGCGCAAAAUUAUACCAUGGAGAAAGAUAGAUAGAUACUUUUUCCUCUAACGAGGAAAGGUCAUAUGUUUUCGGUUUCUGAUAUUUUUUAAAUAAACUGUGGGGUCUUAUGUUUGUCUUAUUUUGGAGAUUUGGGCUGUUUAUAUUUUAUUCAUCAGACGUUUACGAAAGGAAGAUAAAAAAUAAAGUGGUUUGUCCUUGCUUA